AUGCGUCCUUCUGUCAUUCUGUUCGCUGUAUCACUUUUAGCAGAGGCUUCUCUAGCAGCACCUGUCAAGGCAGAAGCACUCCCUCUAAUCCUGCUCCCUCGAGAGUACAAGGACUUCAACAAGAGAACACAACCAACUGCUAUGCAGCUAGCAGCCAACGGCCGGCCUUGUGGAUUGGACAGCAAGCAAGGCGUAUGUGAUAAUGGACGAUGCGGUACAUUCAUCGCUCCUAGUGGGUUCAUCAUCAUCCGUGGUGCUGAAUCGCAGUGUGGAGGAGUUUUCUAG
Molecule: messenger RNA, 285 nt
Organism: Colletotrichum truncatum
Lineage: Eukaryota; Fungi; Ascomycota; Sordariomycetes; Glomerellales; Glomerellaceae
Source: RefSeq, a predicted model, not a curated record